GUGCCUUUGCUGUGCCAUAGGGGUAGAGAUACUUUUAAAUUUUACGGAAUAAGUCUUCUUUUUGAAAAGUGAUGAAAGUGAAAAUGAUGAAAGUGACGUAGAUGUUAUGAACACGGAAGAGAUUCUUGAUUAUGAGUGACUGGUUAUUUCAAAUGAUCUGCCGCGUCAUCAGCUAAGGUACAUAAGUCCUUUCAGAAAAAAAAAAAAAAAAAAAAAAACAGAAUGGACCAGAAAGGCAACCUGUUGGACAGCGGACCGCAGCCAAAAAUUAAUCGUUCCCCAACAGACGCGAAAUACGAAGACCAGGAAGAGGUCAGUGCACUGCUUCACGACGAGGGGGACCUUCAGGACACCCGCUGUGGUAUUGGGCCGUUCAAGCCUAAAUGGCUCCAGGCCUUUGCCCGGACAGAGGUAUACCUAAUAGUAUACUGCAUAGCGGGUAUAGUGCACGGUAUGUUCUUCACAUAUACUGUAUCUGUCAUCUCCACUAUUGAGAAGAGGUUCAAACUUACAAGCAAGCAGACAGGAGCGAUUCUCACCGGCAACGACAUCUCGCAAGUGAUGCUGUCGCUGUUCCUGAGUUACUAUGGCAACUAUGGGCAUCGUCCUCGCUGGAUGGCCGUCGGGGUCAUGUGCGCCGCGGCCUCGGGCUUCGGGGCGGCGCUCCCCCACUUCCUGUACGGCCCGGGGGAGGACGCCCUGGCGCUGACGAGGCCCGCGGUCUCCUCGGCCUCCUCCUCCGCCUUCAGCCUCGACGGCGACAACGGCACCGAGACGCACGCGGUCGGAGACCAAGAGCUGUGUUUCUCGCACCCGGAGGAGAACUGCGGGGUUGACGGAGGCGGCGGCGGAGGAGCCUACAUGGGCGCCAUCAUUCUCUUCUUUUGCUCUCAGUUCUUCGUCGGAAUCGCCGUCAGCAUUUUUUACAGCAUCGGCGUGACCUACUUAGACGACAACAUCAACAAAAAGACAUAUCCUGUAUACUGUUCCGUGUCCUUCAUGCUGCGCAUCCUGGGCCCCGUGCUGGGCUUCUUCGUCGGAGGGAAGUGCCUGUCCACGUGGAUCGACCCGAAGGAGGUUCCUGCCCUCACCACGAAGGACCCGCGCUGGCUCGGCGCCUGGUGGAUCGGCUACCUGUUCAUCGGCUCGGGCCUGAUCUUCUCGGGGAGCCUCCUGUUCCUCUUCCCCCGCAAGCUGCCGGUGACGCUGCGGCGCGAGGCGAAGCGGGUCCUGCGGCAGGCGGAGAAGGACCGCAAGGAGGGCGGCGACCGCGGCCUCACCUACUUCGCCUCCCUCGCCAAGCAGUCCAAGGAAGCCCAGGAGAGGCCGACGCUCCCCAACCUCAAGAAGGCCUUAAAGCGACUCUUCACGAACAAGAUUUGGGUCGGCAACCUCUUCAAUACAACGGUGUUCGUGCUUGCGUCAUCUGGCUACUGGAGUUUUAAGCCCAAAUAUCUUGAAAACCAAUUUCGUAAAAGCUCUACCGAAGCCAACUACUAUACAGGGAUUACAAGUUUGGUGUCCCUUGUUGUGGGAACGAGCAUAGGCGGGACGGUGUUACGGUGGGCCCAGCCUGGACCGAGAUUUGUGACAGGAUACAACAUUUUCAUAACACUGCUGUUCGUUGGCUGUUACGUCACACUCAUGUUCAUCGGUUGCCCCAAAUUGCAGAUCGUAGGGCCUGUUGAAGGCUCGCCGAUCCCCGCCUGCUCUUCGCCCUGCGGCUGUUCGGCGAAGUACUCUCCCGUGUGCUCGCAGGACCAGACCACGCUGUUCUAUUCUCCUUGCUACGCUGGUUGCACCGUGGCCAACGCCUCGGCGAGUCCCAUUAUCUACACUAAUUGUCGAUGUGUCACCAACUCCACAAUGCAGGACGAUUAUGCAACAAAGAACAGCACUGGUUUUGGAACGGUGACGAGCGGCUAUUGUCCUGAGCCAUGCAAUCAUUUUAUUUACUACAUCAUUCUUCAGUGCAUUGUGAAAACUAUCGCGUCCACCGGAAGAGUUGGCAGCAGCCUCAUCAAUCUCAGGUGCGAACAGGAGGGAGACAAGAUGGUUGUUGGGACACGUGGGGAUAAAUGA
Molecule: messenger RNA, 2082 nt
Organism: Penaeus chinensis
Lineage: Eukaryota; Metazoa; Arthropoda; Malacostraca; Decapoda; Penaeidae
Product: solute carrier organic anion transporter family member 74D-like
Exons: 13
Coding region: 223-2082 (619 amino acids)
Biological process (GO): transmembrane transport; sodium-independent organic anion transport
Cellular component (GO): membrane
Molecular function (GO): protein binding
Source: RefSeq, a predicted model, not a curated record